Messenger RNA from Astyanax mexicanus (Mexican tetra), 3399 nucleotides. RefSeq names its product ganglioside induced differentiation associated protein 2 (gene gdap2). Lineage: Eukaryota; Metazoa; Chordata; Actinopteri; Characiformes; Acestrorhamphidae. Bases 314 to 1819 code for a protein of 501 amino acids. The record is from RefSeq and is a predicted model, not a curated record. The transcript has 14 exons.
AAGUGAUCGUGUUCACUCGUGAAUCAGCUGAUCACACACGCUAAAUUAAGCUCGUAGUGAAAGAUUUUGGUGUGUGAAUAUAGUUGUUAACUAGCCCGCGCGCUGUGUUAUUGAUCAGAUUCGCGCUGGGUCUCGCGCUCUGUAAUGGUACAGUGAGGGGAGGGUGAGUCUGAGCGGGUCUCUGUAGCUGUGGGAGCCGCUGUGUUCUGCUGUGUUCCGCUGUGUUCGGGCUAGCUGUGCUAACAGCAGCUCUCAGUGAGCUGCAGCAGCUGCAGGAGGGCUCGGGUUCACUGCUGUACUGCCGAUCAGCAGCAUGGAUCCUUUGGGAGCUCGAUCUCAGUUUGUAGAAGUCCUCAAUCUGACCACCUGGGAUCAGCAUGAAGGACAGGAGGACGGAGAGGACAAAGGAAAAGUUAUUGAGAGAGAUGAGGUGGACCACCUGACUGACCAGAUCAACUCUCUUCUCUCCCCUUUCCCAUUCAGAGAAGAUAUCAACAAGAAAAUUAUUCUGUUCAAUGGGGACGUGGCUCUAUUGAACUGCACUGCUAUUGUGAACACAAGCAACGAAACACUAACGGACAAGAACCCCAUCUCGGACAGCAUUCACAGAAAUGCUGGCCCUGAGCUCAAGGAUGAGCUACUCAAACUGAAAGGCUGCAGGACGGGGGAAGCGAAAAUAACGGAAGGUUUCAAUCUGGCUGCGCGCUUCAUCAUUCAUACAGUCGGCCCCAAGUACAAAGCCAAGUAUCGCACAGCUGCCGAGAGCUCCUUAUACAGCUGCUAUAGAAAAGUCAUGCAGCUCGCCAUGGAGCAUGCCAUGGUCUCUGUGGGUUUCUGUGUGAUCAGCACCACAAAGAGAGGAUAUCCACUGGAAGACGCUACUCACAUAGCCUUCAGGACUGUUCGCAGGUUUCUGGAGAACCAUGGAGAAAGCAUAGAAUCUGUGGUGUUUGCAGUGUCGGACACUGAGGAGGCAGUGUACAGAAAGUUGCUGCCGCUAUAUUUCCCACGCUCAAGGGAGGAGGAAGGAGCCAGCCUGCCGCUUCUCCCUGCAGACAUCGGGAACGCAGAGGGUGAGCCGGUGGUACCCGAGAGGCAGAUCCGCAUCACUGAGAAGCCCGGCAUCCUGGAGGACAAUUCAGAGGAUGAAUCUCUGGAGUCAGGACUGGGGCUGGUGGGCAACCAUGCAUUCGCACGCAUGGAGGGAGAUGUGGAUAAGCAGCGGAAGCUCAUUCUGCAGGGUCAGCUCUCUGAAGCAGCUCAGCAGAAACAACACCAGAGGAAUUACAACCGCUGGCUGUGCAGAGCUCGAGCAGAGGAUCUUUCGGACAUAGCAGCACUGAAAGCUUUAUAUCAAACCGGUGUCGAUAUGUUUGGAAGAACAGUAAUGGUGAUUGUAGGCAGGAACAUUCCAGUAACUCUCAUUGACAUUGAGAAGGCCUUGUUGUAUUUCAUUCAUGUGAUGGAUCACAUCACGGUGAAGGAGUACGUGAUGGUGUAUUUCCACACUCUCACUGGUGAACACAACCACCUGGACACGGAUUUCCUCAAGAAGCUGUACGACAUUGUGGAUAUAAAGUUUAAGAAGAACCUGAAGGCCUUCUACUUUGUACAUCCCACAUUUCGCUCUAAGGUAUCUACAUGGUUCUUCUCCACGUUCAGUGUAUCUGGUAUAAAGGAGAAGGUUCAUCACAUAGAGACCCUCCAGCAGCUCUUUACCUGCAUCCUGCCGGAACAGAUCGAUAUCCCUCCAUUUGUCCUGGAGUAUGAUGCACGGAUGAACGGGCCGUACUGCUCGUCCCACUCUUCAGGCCUGUGAAGUAAACUCUGAUGCAAGUGGAUGUGACUGAACUUGCCAGCGUCUGCCCAACGCCUGAGAAAGCUCACAGCUGGACCUGAUUUGGAGCUAAAUGAACUUAGUAUGUGCAUGUGAGCUAGAAAAAGCCUGUUUCUCCAGCUCCUAUGAUACGUGUUUAUGUGAGUUAAACUGCUGUGUUUACUGGCUCACAGAAGGUCACAGAAAACCAUCCUCUUCCACCAGUCCGGAGCUGCCGGCUCACUUGUGCUGCUGAUGUGUUUAUAUUGGUAAACUGAUCUUACUGAUGGACACGUCACAGACUGGACAUUGCAAUGCAAGGAAAGGAUGAUUUGACAAGUGUGCUCAAAUAUGAUUGCAUAUAAAAUAACCAAUUUUGUAUGAGUGUUAAAAAGGUGUGUAUGUCAAUGUUUAUAAGUGUAUAUUCUGUAACUGGAGUCCAGAAUACUCACUUUUAUAACGAAUUGUCUUUACUGACCUUGUCCAGUCACUGGUGCCUCACUGGUGUUCACUACAGUCUUUACUGUCCUUUAAUUUUGUGUGUUUUUCACGCUUUCACCAGAACAGCCUCUUCGUGUAUCUCUUUGUUGAAAUGCCUACAUGAGCCAUUUAACAGAUCACAGAUCUGCCUUUCCAGGCCUUAGUGGUGACCUGUUGAAUUUAAACAGAGGUUAAUGAAGAUAGUAUAGAUAUAUAAAUAAUCGCUUGGUCAUUUAAAAAUGUAAAUUAAUAUUUUUAUACUCUACAAACACAAUGAAUACUGAAUGGUCUUUAGUAGUACAAGCUGAAGUAUGAUCUCUAAAUACUUAAUUAUUAUUAUUAUUUUUAAUUGCACUCUUAAGAUUAUCACUUGCCUUUCUUUUCUGUGUAUUUCUUCUGUAAAGUAUCUGUGGUCAAUUUAAUAUGUAUAGUUUCUUUGUGGAUCUUUUCUAAAACCAAGUACAUUUUUGUUACAUUACCAUAAAUUGGUUCUUUCUUUCCACACAAAUGCACAGCUGUAACUCCUGCUACUGAAUGGUACUACUACACUGUGCAUUCUCAUCAAUAAUAUAAUCUAACAUCAGAUUUCCACACAUGGCCAAAGGUACUUUGAGAAUUGAGCGUGGGAGUGAUUGUAUGCAGUUAACUGAAUAUGAAGUCUUGUUGGUUCCAGUUCGAGCUCUCUUUAGUAAGCCUUUAAAUAAAGGUGCCACAACUCAUAACUCUGAGCCACAUUCCAUUCUGAAGGAGAAAUUUAUACCAGUACUGGGAGGAAUGUUUGUUUUAUUCAAAGACUGUGAAUUAAAAAUCUGAUCUCUCCUUAUGGAACAUAUAGUAGUACAUAAGACAAAAGGUUCAUCUGUUUUUUUUUUGUUUGUUUUUUUGUUUUUAUGAAUUAAUCGAAAGCUUACAGUUAAAAGUUAUCAUAGUUAAUAAGUGUUCCAAUAGAAAUGCUCCAAAAUAAAUGAAAUAUUAAAGCUGUUUUCCUUGUCCUGAAAUAUUGCAAUUUGUGUGUGUAGCAACAAUGAUGCAUGACAUGCUAUAAAACACAGUACACUCUCUUUCCAAGAUCUUUAAGAUUAUUAAAAAAGUCUUCUUUGCUA